UCGUUGUUUUUGUUGCACGCAUUGUCAAUUCUGUCGUCAUUAUUGUUUUGAGUAAAAUGUUUGAUUUGAUUUUGGCGCCAAUAAUUUAAGAAUUGAUAAUUUCGUAAUGUUUUCAUUGAUUAAACAUUCAUUAGUUGUAGAUGUAUCGGUUUUAUCUAAAAAAAUAUCUAAUUGUUGCCGAAAUUUCGCUACUGCCAAAAAAAACAUCGAAAUGGUCAAAGUUUUGAAUGUUGCCGAAAAAAAUGAUGUGGCUAAAAAUGUUGCUAAUAUUCUGAGUCGAGGUACGUCAAGACGCCGUGAAGGCUAUUCAAAAUUCAACAAAAUAUAUGAAUUUCAAAUGCAAUUGCCUGCCUUAAGAAAUCAACAAUGUCAGAUGAUUAUGACAUCAGUUUCGGGCCAUUUACUCAACUAUGACUUUAUUGGUGAUUAUAGUAGAUGGAAUGGAUGUGAUCCAAGAGUACUAUUUUCAGCACCGAUCACUACUACUUGUUCAGAUCAAUGUAAGUUAAUCAAACGUACCAUUGAACGUGAAGUUCGUGUCUCUUCAUUAUUGAUUAUUUGGACCGAUUGUGAUCGUGAAGGUGAAAAUAUUGGUUUUGAAAUCGUGAAAAUUUGUCAAGCAAUAAAGCCAGAUAUUCGUGUAUUACGUGCACAUUUUUCUGAAAUUACUAGUGCUGCCAUAUAUCGAGCCAUUAAUUCAUUGACUGAACCAGAUAAAAAAAUUUCAGAUGCUGUCGAUAUUCGACAACAAUUGGAUCUACGUAUUGGUGCUUCUUUUACACGAUUUCUGACCCUAGGAUUACAACAACUUGUGCCUAAUUUAAAUAAAUGUAUUAUUAGUUAUGGGAGCUGUCAGUUUCCUACUCUAGGAUUCGUUGUUGAACGUUGGAAAGAACGUGAAGAAUUUGUACCACAGCCAUUUUGGUUUAUUGAAGUUAAUGUAGAACGUGAUAAUAUUAAAUGUACAUUCACCUGGGACAGAAAACGUUUAUUUGAUCAACGAGCUUGUGCAGCCAUAAUGACGAAAAUAAUGGAAAAUCCACAAGCAAAAGUGUUAAGGGUGAAUAAUCGUCGUACAUCUAAAUAUCGUCCACAACCAAUGGAUACGGUUACAUUUGAACGUUUAGCAUCAUCAAAAUUGAAAAUAAACGCCAAACGUGCAAUGAUGGCUGCCGAACGUCUUUACAAUCUAGGUUUUAUUAGUUAUCCACGAACGGAGACAAAUAAAUUUCCACCCGAAAUCAAAUUGAAUGAUUUAAUUCAAGCACAAUGUAAUAAUCGACAAUGGGGACAAUAUGCAAAUCGGAUUCUGGAACGGGGCGGUGCCAAUCCACGAAAUGGAAACAAAUCGGAUCAAGCGCAUCCACCCAUUCAUCCGACAAAGCCGGCAACAAAUCUGACCGAUGAAGAACAACGUAAAGUAUAUGAAUUAAUAACAAGACAUUUUUUGGCCUGUUGUUGGGCUGAUGCUAUCGGUGCAGAAGAAACGGUCGAUAUUGAAAUCAAUGAGGAAAAAUUUCAUGCAAAAGGAUUGCGUAUAAUUGAAAAAAAUUAUUUAGAAGUAUAUAAAUAUGAUUCUUGGGGCGAGAAACAGUUACCACAAUUUGUACAAGAUGAAUGUUUUCAUCCUAAUUCUAUCCUGAUGAAAGAUGGUCGUACAACAGCCCCGGAGCUAUUAACCGAAUCGGAUUUGAUUGCAUUGAUGGAAAAAUAUGGUAUCGGUACGGACGCCACUCAUGCUGAACAUAUAGAAAAAAUUAAAGAUCGUAAAUAUAUUAGCCAAAUGGAAGAUCGUCGAUUGAAACCAGAAGGUUUAGGUAUUGGACUUUAUGAAGCAUAUAUGGAAAUUGAACAAGAAAUGACUCAACCAUUUUUACGUGCACAAUUAGAAAUAGAAUUACAACAAAUUUGUAAUGGUGAUAAAAAUCCUGAACAAGUACUCAAUAAUCAAUUGAUAUUAUAUGAAAAAGUAUAUCAUGAAUCAUUUCGAAAUCGUAAUCGAUUAUUUCAAAAAGUAAUUGAAUUCGUUUGAAUGAUAUCAAAUUAUCAUCAUCAUCAUGACCAUUUUGCAAAUGGAAGCAAUGAAAUGAUAAAAAUUUGGCAUUUAAACGCCAGAAUAUCCACUCAAUCAUCAUAGAAUUUUUUUUUCUGUAUAUUUUUUAUUUAUUUCAUUUGUUGAAUUUUUUUUCUCAUUCAUUUUAUUUGUAAUUAUUGUACUAAAUUCUUGAUAUCUCUGGAUGUCCAUUCAUCAUCAUCAUCAUCAUCAUCACCAUCAUUGAUUUUGUUGUAGUUUUCAUCUAUGUUUGCAAAAUCUAUUAUUAUACAGAAUUUUUUUUUAUUAGACUUUCAAUCGACAA
Molecule: messenger RNA, 2357 nt
Organism: Dermatophagoides farinae (American house dust mite)
Lineage: Eukaryota; Metazoa; Arthropoda; Arachnida; Sarcoptiformes; Pyroglyphidae
Gene: Top3alpha
Product: topoisomerase 3-alpha
Biological process (GO): DNA recombination; DNA topological change; DNA repair
Cellular component (GO): nucleus; RecQ family helicase-topoisomerase III complex
Molecular function (GO): DNA binding; DNA topoisomerase type I (single strand cut, ATP-independent) activity
Source: RefSeq, a predicted model, not a curated record